CCCCUCCUCACCUGCUCCCCGGCACACAACACCCUCAGCCCCUCCAACCGGUCAUACGUCUCGCCAUCCAGCCACACCUUCCACUGCUUCCACUCCCUGUUCUCCCGCUUGUACCUCUGCAUGACCUCAUGCACGCGCGAGACGUGCUCGGGGGUGAAGGCGCACCCGCGGUGGUGGGCCGCAUAGGAGGCGAGGAUGGCGACGAGGUGUUUGACGAAGUCUGCGUAGGUGCAUUUGGAGCCGGGCGGCGGGAACCGGAGCCGUUGGGUGGGGUCGAGGUUGAUGCCGUGGGAGCGUUUGCCGGAGUUGCGGCGUUUCAGUUCGUAGGUUCUGUCCCAUUUUUUGCGCGGUUUGUCGAGCGUGGGGACGCUGUGCGCGCUGGGUUGUUCCAUUGGGGUGAGUGUGGUGGGUGCCGCGGCCGUGGGAUCUUGCGGGAGCAUUGGGGUGGGAUCGUACGAUUGCGCGCCGAGGAUGGGCGCCUCCGGCAUGAACGCAGCGUUGCCCGCGGACAGGGUUGCGAAGGUGUUCGCCCAGUCGUAAAUAUUGAGGUUAGAGGCGCUUCGGACUUGCGCUGGGGUGGAGUCCGUCCGUGCGGGCAAUUGGAGUUGGAAGAGGCCCAGUUGCUGCUGGUGGGUGCGAGGAGUCCCCCACAAAGCACUACUAGCAUUCGCCCUCAACUGGCCCCUCUCCCCCGCCUGCGGGUCCGGCGUCGGCGUAUACGGAGUCGGGAACGCAAACCCCGUCGAACCCAUCCUCUGCGCGGUCGGAAACGCAUCCACCUGCCUCGUCGGCGUGCCCAUCGGUCUCAGCCCCCGGAACUGGUCACUGUUUGGCGCCGGCGGGGGCGUGGACGGCACGUCACAUCUCUGGAUGGCGAAUCGCGACACCCAGCCUUGCCGAUGGGUGGUCAGAUGUCCCGCGUAGUAGUACGCGACCGUCACAUCGCUUCCGUACAGCAAGAGAUCAUCGCCUUCGUCGACGAGCAGUUCACUUGCGUUCUUCCCUCUUCACCGACAAACACACGAAGCCAAACGUUGAGUUCAGGUAGACGGAAGUGGAUAUGUUCUGACGUUCAAGUCAGCGGCUGUGUUUUUCCUGCUUCUUUUGCGAAAGAUUGCGGUGUUCUUCCUCGAUAUGGCGGUAAAAGGAGAGUCUGUGCGGCUGUCUCUUUCGUGCGGGAAAACUCGCCCCUUAGAAGACUCGUCAAAAAAAAACCAAUAUGUGCGUGAACGAUUGAUUUGUAACCCAGUUUAUGGGAAUCAUGCUCUCGGCCUCCGCUAUUGCAACCCUCGCAGUAUCCCCCCCGCUCUCUUUUCUCCAUAACCCGUAUAUAUAUUCAAGCGUCUGGAGCCUCUCUCCUCCAAUGAUACCUUGCUCUCCGUUUAUAGGUGGCAUUGGGGGAUGUGGACUGACAGCAGGUGACAGCAUCGCGCGAUACCAGCCAUUCGGUUUGGCGGGGUUUGUGGUAGGGCAACGGAAGAGUUAAACCCAAACUCAACAGGAUGUACUGUAUAAUACACAGGGGG
Messenger RNA from Fimicolochytrium jonesii, 1526 nucleotides. RefSeq lists its product as uncharacterized. The transcript is spliced from 3 exons. NCBI's taxonomy places the organism in Eukaryota, Fungi, Chytridiomycota, Chytridiomycetes, Spizellomycetales, Powellomycetaceae. The coding region runs from base 129 to 1229 and encodes 366 amino acids. The record is from RefSeq and is a predicted model, not a curated record.